Messenger RNA from Zalophus californianus (California sea lion), 1970 nucleotides. RefSeq names its product atherin-like. NCBI's taxonomy places the organism in Eukaryota, Metazoa, Chordata, Mammalia, Carnivora, Otariidae. The transcript is spliced from 3 exons. Bases 1 to 786 code for a protein of 261 amino acids. The record is from RefSeq and is a predicted model, not a curated record.
AUGUCGCUUAUGGAGUACUGGCUCAAACAGAUUGCACUAGAGCCCCACUCAACGAUGGGUCUUUGUCAAUUCAUCCGAUCUAAGACACAUGAGCCGGCUGCAGGACGGGGAAGGCUCCGGGCUUCCCCGGUUCUCAUUUCCCUUGGGCAAGGAGACACCUGCCGGGGCCCCGCGGGGGCGGCGAGGCGAGGGCCAGAGGCGCGGGAGCAGGACCGCGCCGUCCCCCUCCCCACCCCCCUACCCCCCCCCCCCCGCGCCCGGCCCGCGCCGCGCAGCCUCGAGCGGCGCCACGUGGCGCCCAGGCCCGCCGUCCCGGCCCGCGCGCCUUCCCCGCCCCGGACUCACGGCGCCGCGGCUGCCCGGCCUGGCCCUGCUCCCGCCUCGCAGCCGCCCCGGUCGCAAUCCCUGUGGGAACGGGCCCCAGCCCCGGCCUGGCCUGGGCGGGGCCGCCGCGCCCCGGCGGCGGGGAAGGGCCCCGGUGGGCGGCCCUGGGGCCCGGGUGCCCGUGCGUCCCUCCGCCGGGAGAGGAGGCCUGCAGGCCUGCAGACUCCAGCAGCGCGUGAAAAACGCAGCUCUAGCAGCGUCGGCUGGGAAGACGCCUGCGCCGGGAGCACCCCUGCCCCAACCCCCACGCGCUCCGAACUUCUCGGGCAGGGCGGGCCCCACACGGUGGCCAGGAAGAUGGUAGGCAUUCAGACUAAGCAUGUCUACCAAAAGCAGCCAACCAUCUUUCAAAAUAAGAAGAGGGUCCCGCUUGGAGGAACUAGCAAGGAGAAGUUUCUGUGAUACUAUAGAAACAUCGGUCUUGGCUUCAUGGUGCCCAAGGGGGCGAUUGAGGGCACCUAUAUUGACAAGAAAUGUCCCUUUACUGGUAAUGUCUCCAUCCGAGGGCGGAUUCUGUCUGGUGUGGUGACCAAGAUGAAGAUGCACAGGACCACUGUCAUCCUCUGAGCCUACCUCCACAACAUUUGAAAGUACAACCACAGGAUCAUGUCCGUGUACCUGUUGCCCUGCUUCAGGGAUGUCCAACAUCGUCAUGGUGGGCGAGUGCCAACCCUUGAGCAAGACUGCGCUUCAACGUGCUCAAAGUCCCGAAGGCCACUGGCACCAAGAAGUGAUCCCAGAAGUUCUGAGAUUAGACAUCUGUUCACACCCCUGAAGAAAAUAAUUUUCCCAGUCAAAAAGAUUCUGUGGAGUACUUAAAUAUCUUGAAAUUCUGUCCUUAUAGAUGGGAUAGACAUCGACUCGCACUGCUAACUGAACCAUUCUAUCUUCCAUUCCUUUAUGAUCCACGUUACUCUUAUCUUUGAUCAAACUGAGUGCCACAGGUUCACUGUGCCCAAGUAUGACAGAAAUAGUCUUUAAAAAUAUACUUUCUGGUACACAGCAGGUACCUAACUAAAAUUUGUUAAUUCUCGGUACUUCUUCUACACCACUAAGUUUUAGCAAGGGCAACUUAGAAAUUUUCAGAGUCCAUUCCAGUAAAGUUGGACCAGCUGGGGACAUGAGGAGGAGAAUGGAGGGUAGAAAAGGAGAAAAAACCUUCUUUCCAUUUCUUGCUAUUCCUUACCUGUGGGAGUUCUCCCUAGCUUCAGCUUCUUUUGGCCCUUCCAGAACCUGAAUUAUGACACACCUUCAGAGGUACCUGCAUUAGCCAGGCAGCUUCUCUUCUCAAGGUGUGAGCCCCAACUUCAUGGGCCCCUUCCUCUGAGCUCCUGCUGAGCUUGGAGCAGCUGGGCAGCAGCCCCUCCACAGUGGUCAGAGCACCAUCUUACGGGCUUUGCUCCUCUCAGUCGCCGGCUUCUAGUAAUCCCACACUGGACCCUUUGCUUCCUCCCACCCUGUUGGCGGUGACUGCUUCCCGCAGUUAUUGUUCUCCUGGGUUCUCUGCAUGUCCUAUUUCUGCUAACAUCUGUGGAACAACUCCAUGUAUUAAUUCUCUAGUAAAAUACCUACUGUGGUGUCUUGUU